AGGCCACAUAUAAUGUGAUAUUGUGACCCUUAAGGUUACCUAAAUUCAGGCAUAUAUAUAUACCUGAAUAAUAGCAGGUCGUGGUAAUUAGUAACUGUUCAGUAUAAACCAGCAUAAUAUAGACGAUUUGCUCAUGCUUUAUUUAUACAUAAAUUAAAAACAAAAAAAGUAAUUCAUAUUUAAAUAUAAAGCAACCUGGCAUCCUUUGUCUGCAUUUUUUUUUAAGGGAGCGGGUCGAGCACCCACUUGCCAGUACUGGCCAUGGUAGCUAAAUCGGUCAUAUAUUUUGAUGUCAAAGCAACUUCCAAUAUAAGCAAUCUUGGUACAUAUUAUAGCGUGUAUUAAACGGUGAUUGAUUUCUAACAUUUUUAACUGCGCAACAGUAUUUAGUCAGUGACAGAUCCAGCGCCCCAGGCAUCAUCUGGCCUGCGCGAUCAAAUUAAGUUCUAUUUUGUGUAAAACCAGACAAAUAUUAAAAAUGCUCACAAUUAAACACUGAAGAGAGAAAAGGAUUUAGUUGUGUUCUUUAUAACACUAACAAAUAUUGUUAUGGUACACAGAAGUAAAACUGCGUUGAAAAAGUUCAUUAUCUGUCAUUGUCAGAUGUGGCAGCGUCGCGAUAGUUAGUAAACAUGUCGACACAGACACAAUGGCACUGGAAUCUGCUGCCUAGUGUAAUUUUAAUCGAAAUUCUUUCUUAUCUUCCGCUGUCUGAUAGAAUUAGUGCAUGUUCUACCUGUAAGGCAUGGCGUUCUGCCCUUUUUCACCCAAGUUUUUGGCGAAGAAUAGAGUUGGUGUUUAAAUCUUGUGAUUGGAGUGGGCUGGAGAGAUCUCGCUUUGUGGCCUCUUGGGGCGUCAGGAAACUACGGUCUUGUAUCCUCCAUCUGGAAACUGUCAACACCAAUUGCCUGGUUGAAGCAGACCAUGUUCUUCUGAAGCUCACCAGAAACCCACAGGUGGAGGAGCUAAUUUUACUACCAAGCCAUUGCCAUACAUUCAUAAAGGGUCAUGAUCGCCCAUACUACCUCCGUCACAACAACAACAACAAUAAUAAUAAGAACACUGCAACUCGUACUCGAUGUCUACCUUGUUCAAGAUCAUCGUAUCAGUUCAUUGAGAGUGCCCAGGAAUCAUUGCAGAGCAUCAUCAGCAAUAGUCGAAAUCUGCGUACCCUUACUCUAGGCUGCAUCCAAGACUUGACUGAUCAAGCAGAUAUAUUUCUUCCAUUGCUGGCCCACCACCAGUCAACUUCCAUCUCGACCCUUGGUUUGGCCUCAGUCAAGUAUGACCCAAAUUCUUAUGCUCUGCUUGACAUCACUCCAGACAAUUUUACUGCCUUUACUAACUUGCAGGUUUUAACUUUAGAUUAUGACUAUAUGAGUGACCGUCUGCUUAGUGUGUUGUCCUCGCCCUACAACUCUCCAAUAAGACGAUUAAUUCUCCAUGUCCAUGGAAUUGAUCAAACCCACCGUGGUACUACUGAAUACAUGUGGUAUCGCUUCAAACAACAACAUCCUCAGUGUUCCUUGGUGAUAAACUUGAUGCACUCGUAUGAUGGAGUGGAACAGUUAGGGUCUGGUCUACUACAUCCCUCCAUGCCCCUUACACACUUCAGAGCUUUCUUUUGUGAAUGGAUAAAUGUAGCAGCACUCCGCCUAAUGAGCAAUUGGUAUAGUGAAACACUGCAUCACUUGACAUUAGUUGACUCAUUGGAUCACAGUGGUUGGGGAAUGCUCACUGAAGGUCGUGAUGAAGAUCAGGAAUCCCCAGACCCACUGGUCAUGUUGGCCUGGAAAUGUAAACAUCUAGAACAUCUCUCACUGUUCGGUUAUGGAUAUGGUGGAAGUGACGUUGUAGCCAUUGCACGACUCCGUGGCUCAGGCUUGAAGCAAUUGUUGAUCCCUGAAGAUUGUCUCGAGGCAGAUGACUCUCAUGAACUAGCAAAUGAAGAGGAUAUAAAUAAUAUAGCUGAGGAUGUUUCGGCUGGUUUGGGUAGAACAUGGCGUCCAUUGACCUUGUCAGACCUUCAUCCCUGUGUUCGUACUACGAGUAGUUCCGACACCGACCAGUAUAUACUCCCAAUUGUUCUUGCAGAUUCUGUGAUAAGUUGAAACCCUCAAAAGCAGUAAGUGAAGUUAAAUAGCUUCAAAGUAACAUACUUCAAAGGGUAAAGGUAGUUUUUAAUUAAAGGUAAUGAAAGGUAUAAGAGUAUAUACAGUACAUCAUUAUGAAAAUAGGCUAAUGUAUCUGCAAAAUAUUUAAAAUAUACAUUAGAAUUUAUUAUAAAUAUAAUUUCGAAAUAAAUAUCGAGUCCUCUAUAUGGACUUCAUCAAUAUUCAUUAAGUUGUAUAAUGCAAAAUAAUCAAUGAUGACAUUUUCAAAGAAAAUAUUGACAAAGACAAAUGGUACAAAAACUUGAGUGGUAAUCCAGUAUAAGAAAGAAAUUUCAGGAUGGUUGAAGUGUUGAUAAUGUAAGUGAUCCAUUACUCAGUCACCAAGAUGUAUAAAGAAGUAUAGUACUUCUCAGUAUUUUGCGGAGUUUAUUUCCUACGGACAGUUGGUGUAAACACAAAACGUGUGUGUAUCACAGUCAUUCAAUAUGUUCCUCUAGGCUUAUCCCACUUAUGAUACCGGUAUGAGAGUCAGGCUACUCUAAUAAUGUCAUAAUACACCAUUUGUCUUUAUUGCACAUAAUCUCAUCUAAUGCAGUUCUGACUUAAUUUAUACUGUAGUAUAAAUACUAUUAGUGUUCAUCCAUAGGCCACUGACAUACAAAAUACUUAACAGUUGUAUUAGGUAUUUAUUCUCGUGAAUAUUUUGAGUGCCUGGCUGAGCUAGAAGUUGAUUUAAAGCCCCAGAAAGUUACACAUCAAUCAUUUGUAAAUAAUAUCAAUAGUUUAGCAGAUUAUCAUGAAACAACUCUACUCAAGUCAAUCUGCCAUAUGCAUAAAUGGUUUGAGGGAAUCUCUUGCAUUCACAUAAAAUGGAUGAUUUUAAAACUGUGAUCCGAGCUAUUAUAAGGAUUUAAAAAUUUUAUUUGAGCACAUUACCCAGUGUAUAAUAAGUUGAUCCUUUCCUUUUCUUUUUUAAGCAAUAUAAAAUUUUAUGGAAAUACUUGUUAAAUUUAUCUAAUACUGGGGUAAAUUGUUCAUAUAAGUGAUAAUAAAUAUAAUCACUUUUUUAAGUAGUGCAGUAAUUUACCGAGCUGUAAUACGCAAGUUUGGCAUUUCACUGUUCCAGUGAGAUGGCAGAAGGAUUAACAACCUAAUCUUGCACACCAUUAGUCUUUUUAACAUUUCCCAAGACUGAAUCACUCCAUUUUUUUAUCAAAUGUGUUGUGCAAUUCAAAGUUGUGCUUGUUAUUAGUCAGGGGUUGAGACUAUCAAGACACAGAUUUUAGCUAGCAUAGAGAUGUAGCCAAUACUGCAUGUGAUAUUGCCAUUUUUUUAAAUAAAUUAAAUGUUGGCCAAAUAGUUUAAGAAGGUGAUAGAAAAAUGAUAUCUACUACAUUCCCCCUGAACACACACACACACACACAUGCGCGCACACACACACUCGCACAAUAUUAUUUAUUGCUCUGGGGGAAAUGACUUGUACACAUUUUGUAUUUCAUAAGAAACAACAAUGCACUAAUAAGGCUUGUGAAAAUAAUUGCAACUUAUUUUUUUAUAUAUUUUUUUUUGUUGCAAGAUAUAUUUUUCAUUUAUAGAAAGUGUCAAUAUUCAUGUACAAAGUCCAAGUGUAAUAUAUUUGACAACGAUGGGGGAAGCUCUGAAUGCAUGUUGUGACUAUUCCUCACACAGAGCUUAAUGUUGAAGCGGUAAAUUUGUCCAUAUAUGAAUGAUUCUGAAGAUCCAAAUACUGACAAGAAAUUGCAGUAAGUCGUGUUUUUGCUAAUAUAUUUUUUACUUGAAGCUAAAAAUUCUGCCAAGAUUCUACAUUCCACAUUGAAAAACUUAAUAAUGAACAAAUGUUUUUAGGCUGUUGCUUAGUAAUAGAUUACUGUAGUUUUUAUUUUAAAGAUUUUUUUUUUAAUUAUGAAUUGUUUUUCCUGCUAAAAUAACAACAAAUUAAAGUACUGUACAUCAUUUACCAGUGAUCAUUUCUGUAAUACAUUGGCAUACAUUCAGUUCUUCAGUGCACAUGUUUGGUAUAUGCAAACAUUUCUCCAGCAGGAAGCAAUGAAACUGCAUUUCUUUUCUUAUUUUAAAUCUUUGAUGCAUGUUCUUCUGGGAGCUUCCCAUUCUUGUGGAGUUGUCACAUGCACUUCCCCAGGUAUUUCAGAUGCUUUAAAGUGUUAGACUUGAAAUACCUGAAACAUUUGUCAAAAAAUUCUAUAACUUUCCUUAUAUUUAGUUACUGGUAGAAUUUAGGUUUGCCUUGUCAACUAUUUUAGUCUCCCAUUAUUUAUUUGCAGGAUUCAGCUGCAUAACUUUCAUCUAAUCUCCUCAGUUAAUGAAUAUCUUUCCCCCAUUUGCACAUGGAUUCAUUUGAUAGCAGUCUUUUGCACUGCAGUGUAAAGGUGUCAUCAAAUGGCCAUUUUCUUCCAUUGUCAAGCUAAUUAACUUUUGACUUUUAUCAGUUUGGCAUGCAUAUCAUAGUCCUACCUUUUGUAACCACUUUAUUUAUUUUACCACAAAAUUGUGUAAUUUAAUUUGUAUUUUGUAAAUGCUAUUCUAGUAAUCUUUUUCUUGUUUGCCACACCAUGGAGUAAGCUUACCUUAUUUUGAUUAAUAAGACUUUACAAAUUUUAUUUAACUAAAUCGACAAGUAUAACACUCUUGGAAGAACAAACUGAAUGCAUCCAACAGGUUAUCUAUCAGGAUUGAGUCAUAAUAAAACUAUUGUCAUUUUCAGCCACAAUGAUAACCCUUUGCAAUGGUGUUGAUUUCAGGUAAAACUUUAAUGUGCUGAUUUUGUCCUUGGUCAUUUACAAAGGGUAAUUACAGAAAAUGCCUGCACUUUAAUAUAGAUGGUAAUAUUGGGAAAAUAUUUAUCUUUUGUACAUUGGUUUAACACACUCUCAAUUUUUUUUUCUAAGGCAAUCUUAAAAGAGGUCUCCCUAUUAGGGAAUAUCUUGGUUAUUAUUAGUUACUACUUUUUUUUUUUUUUUUUUUUUUUUUUUUUUUUUUUUUUAAUUAAGGAUUGAGGCCCAGUGCUAAAAUGUUAUUCAUCACUGAAAUAAGUUUAUUUGGGCAAUUUUCAUUUGAGCUUCAUGAAAUGUGUUCAAAAUACACAGAAAGAAAUUUUCAAACCUAGUUAGGUCUGUUUAUUUUAAAGAAGAGUGGUUAGGAAUAAAGUGAUUAACAGAUAAUUAAAGAACAUAAAUUCUUAUUACCUACUUCACGUCAUUAACAUUUUAAUAUUUGCCGUGAUAAUCAUCCACUAACAUAAACAGAUGGUAGAGAUUUAUCUUGUACAUUUAUAGCGGAAAGCUGCCAAAUUUUCUUAUUAAGGAACAGGAAUUCUACCAUUAUCAUGAGUCUAAAUACUAAACUACAAACGUACACGGAUAUAUUAAAGAUAGUCGCUUAUAUAAUAUGGUAACUGGAGAAAAUAAUAGGGAAUAAUUAGGAACUGUGGAGUAAAAUAUUUAGGAUAAUAGGAACACUUUUGCUUGAAGGAGUUUAUUAUUUCAAGAGUAUAUAAUUCUAUACAACAUAAAUGUAGUUAAAGUAAAAUUACUACUUAGAAUAAAAAGGAUAAAAAGAAAGGAUUUCCUCCAGCCAUCAUUUAGCUCUGGUAGUACUGUAGGUCUGUAGCUGGGUCAGUGUGUUUAUAUAUGAACUUCCUUUGCUUGUACUAUUAUAGGUAACUUUAGUGUUUUAUUGGCAGAAAAUUGGACUAUAAACAUUUUUUCUAUAUUGUUACAUAAUUUUUUUAUACAAAAUAACUUUGCUGAAGUUAUAGUAAAGCAAGUUUCAAAUUCGAAUACAAACUUGUAUGAUAUCGGCAAAAGCAGUUAAAAAACAAAUUGCUGUGAAAGUAUCAUCUUUAUUGAUGAGUAAGAAAUGUUGAAAAGAUGAUCGGUAAAUGUUGAUAUGAGUUUUGUAUUUUAAUUAUAAAUGAUUGAAUGCUGGAUAUUAGCACACUUAGUAUUUAUUUUCAUAACCAUAUAAAUUGGGUAAUGAUUCUUUUAGUUAAAUAAAGCACAUUAUAUAGCUAACAAUGAAAUCUUUGUUAAGCUUGAUUUUGUUAUAACAUUGCUUAUUAGGAAAAUAUGGAAGAUUUACUUAAGCACACAUUAGUUAUUUUUAGCAUUAUCUAUGUAAAUGGAAGAUAAUCAAUACAUCUACACUACCUUGUCAUCUAUAUUGAAUACCUUUAAUGUUUUAUGAAGAAUUUGUAACGAAACAAAGUAAAAGUGAGAAGGUAAACAGUGACUAAUAAUGAAGUUUUGGGAAGAUAAAAAAAAAUAAAAUAGGCAAUUGUGUUCUAUAAAAUUUUCUUACAUAUAUGGGAUGAAAGUAUUUAGACAUUUUAAUAAAAUCAAGAAAAAUAUUUUAACUGGUCAGAAUAUCCAUCAUUAAAUACACGUAUAGGAAACAGAGUAUGUGAAAAGGUUUUGUUUAAAAAUGUGUACAGUAAAAUGGAAAUCUUAAUACAGUGCAUUAGUAUGUGGUAUGUAUUUUGUCAUUUGCAAAUCGGUUUAUAAUUCUUUGGCUCUUGUGCAAAUGAGGUUGUCAUCGGCUGUUUAAGCUUCAGGAUUU
Molecule: messenger RNA, 6710 nt
Organism: Procambarus clarkii (red swamp crayfish)
Lineage: Eukaryota; Metazoa; Arthropoda; Malacostraca; Decapoda; Cambaridae
Product: F-box only protein 33
Biological process (GO): positive regulation of protein ubiquitination
Molecular function (GO): protein binding
Source: RefSeq, a predicted model, not a curated record